ACUUUUUAGUUCUAAUAAACCAAAUAAUAAUAGAAUUUUUAGACCAUACAGAUUUAUUAUUCCACACAUGGGGAUUUGGCUUGUUGAGUUUGGCUUUUGCUCUGCGUUAAGUAUGACUAGAUUAUCAGACUUGAUUAGUUUAAUAUCAUCGUUUGCCUCCUGUGUGCCACUGAAUGGGUGUCCCUCCAGGCCCUGGAUAUCAGCUGACCUUUAUGACCACUGACACACUCAAUCAAAUUAAGAUUCAUGUGUUGACGGCGGGUAAUGUGAGGCAGGUUAAUGUUUAAAAAGCAGACCUUUGAGAUCAUCCAGUGAGGAGGAGUCAUUAAAACCCAGCGAGCGACGUCAAUCAUUGACCUGUUCUUCACCAGGCUGAGGAUCCGUGUGUGUGUGUGUGAAAGUGUGUAAGCACAGCAGGGUGUUGUGCUCAGGUUCUCGGGCUGGUGGACGAUGUUUUCGGACGCUGGUCACGCCGAGGCGUGGAGCAUGAGUCUGGGGCUGAGUCAGCUGGACCUGGACGAGGCCAUCGCCUGCGAGUUUGAUGAGACGUCUUUUCCAGCGCUGGACGUUUCGAGGACGUCUAGUGAAGACUCCUCUGAUGGACCUGGAACCAGCAGUGAAGCUACACCUAACCGUGAUCAACAUCUCAGGAAAAACGCUAAGAAUUCUGGAAAAAUGUGCCGAAAGCCUCCAGCGAGCCUUUUCUCGUACGCGAAGCUCCACAAAGACGUGACCAGUGCUUUACAAAACAUCGAGUGCAGAGUCUGCGGUGAUAAAGCCUCUGGGUACCACUAUGGAGUCCACGUAUGUGAAGGAUGUAAGGGCUUUUUCCGGAGAACCGUUCAGUUAAAGCUGUCGUAUAAAUACUGCUCUCUGAACUGUCGCAUCCACAAAAGGAGCCGCAACAAGUGUCAGUUCUGUCGCUUCAGGAAGUGUGUUGUAGUAGGAAUGUCACACACGGCUAUUCGUUUUGGUCGGACGCCCCUCGCUGAGCGGGACCGGCUGAUCGCAGAGUUCCGCUCGGACGCGGGCCAGCUGGACCCGGAGUUGGCAAAACUGCAGGCUCUCGCCAAACACUUAUACCAGUCCUACCUCAAACUCUUCCCCAUGACCAAAAACAAGGCCAGGGACAUCCUAUCAGGGAAGGAUGAGGAAUAUUCACCCUUUAUCGUCCACAACAUGGCAUCGCUAAAAGCUGCGCAGGAGCUUCUAAACAGCAUACGGGCCCCCGUGGCCCCAUUCCCGACCCCAGAGCCCACCGGCGAGAUGGAGCUGUCCUUCUUCCGCCAAGUCCAGUUCCGUCAGGUGGAAGGAGUCCAGCAGGUGACGGAGUUCGCCAAGAGCAUCCCGGGCUUCGUGGACUUGGACAUUAACGACCAGGUGACCAUGCUGAAGUACAGCGCCAUUGAAGCCCUGAUCAUCCGCAUGGUGAACUUCACCAACAAGGACGGAAUACUGAUGGGCUGCGGCAAGAUCUUCAUAACCCGAGAGUUUCUGAAGAGCAUCAGGAUGCCCUUCUGUGAGAUGAUGGAGCCCAAAUUUGAGUUCUCAACCAAGUUCAACACCCUGGAUUUGGAGGACUGUGACCUGGCACUCUUCAUCGCUGCCCUCAUCCUCUGUGGAGAUAGACCCGGUUUGCUGAACGCUAAAGCUAUUGAAGCACUUCAGGACGAGGUUCUACAGGCUCUGGAUCUCCAGCUGAAGGCUCUUCACCCAGAUUCUCCUUAUCUCUUUCCUAAACUGCUGCAGAAGAUGACAGACCUCCGGCCCCUGGUGGCCGACCACGUCCGUAUUAUCCACCUGAUGAAGAAAACUGAACUGGACGUGUGCCUCCAUCCUUUGCUUAAGGAGAUUAUGAACGAUCUCUACUAGAACCUGGUCAGAAUGGACUAGAUCCAGACAGGGAAGGAGGAGGGCGUGGCCAAACGAUAACCAAGAUAACCUUAGGCUCAAUCCCAUUUCACCCCUUGGCCCUACCACUUACCCCUACCACUUACCCCUACCCCUUCUUUCGAGUGUAAGGGGUGAAAUCCUCCCACUAAGAAUUGGGACAACCCUUCAAUCACCAGCUACGUCAUCAGGAGCACUAAGUUCAGUAACCUAGCUGCUGCUGUUGGUUUACUAGUUAACUUUAGAGCAUAUUUUAUUGCAUGUUAUCAGAAAGUGGGGGCAGAAAUUAAUUAUUACUGUUCAUUUCUUAAUUCCUUUUUUCCAUUCCACCUUAAAUGAUGCAGCGCCUGCCGUCUGUUGCACCAUUUAAGGUGGAACAAGAAAGUUAGCUAGCUAGCUAACUACUGAGACAAACUACUAGUGACUUUUUAUAUGCUUGUUAUGAAGAAUUUGGCCAUAAAACAUUGAAACUACACAUUAAAGUAUGGUAAUAAAUUACUAUUCGUCACUUUUAACAAGGAAAAUUCUUAAAUUUGUUAUGUUUUUUUUACCAGUGAUUCUCAUAACCCUCGAUUUGAAGUCUGCAUCUGAAAAAUCUCUGUAUGAAGGGCCUAUCCCUCCCUAUGAAGCCCUAUCCCUUGCCCUAACCUACCCCUCCAGCCUAACAAGAAUCGGGACACCCCUACAGAGGGGUGGGGGUAAGUGGUAGGGUCAAGGGGUAAAAUGGGAUUGGGCCCUACAUAUUCAAUAUACACAUCACAAGGCAAUUCUUUAGCAUAUGUGUUACUGAGAAGUAUAAGUAUUCCUAAAUAAGUAAAUAUCAGAAAUUAUACAUUUAUUGGUGUCAGUUUCAUAGAGUUUAAUAACCAAUAUUCUUCACCACAGGUUUAUUAUAGCACCGCUAUGUGGAGUAAUGAAGCAGUACCUUUAGUAAGUCAGAUUGGGGGGCAAGUUGUAAGGAGUGCCUAUGUUUCAUUAAAAAUAUCAAUAUUUUAUCGAUAAUCGGAAUCAUGUAGUUACUUAAAAGUAUUAAACAAACCAAAAUACUCUGUGAAGAAGCUUUUAGGUGCUCUUAUCUGGGGAGCUGUUAACUUGUGGUUUUUUAUUCGGUGCAACAGAGGGAACUCUUGUUCUUCCUUUCCUGGGGUGGUCCUGAUGAGAGCCAGUUUCAUCAUAAUGUUUUUGAAAUGUUUCAGAUUAACUGACCUUCAUUUCUUAAAGUAUUUUUUCUUUAUUUAGUUGAGUAGUUCUUGCUUCUCAUAAUCUGGAUUAGAACGUUACUCAAAUAGAGCUUUUCACUGUAUACCUGUAACUCUACCUCUUCACUACUUUACUUUAACUGAUGCUCUCAAACACUUUAUUAAGAGGCAAGAAAUUCAAGUAAUUAACCCCUGAUGAGUUCAGCACAGCUGUUAACUGAAAGCCUGAAUUCCAUGUGACUCUACCUCAUAAAACUGACUGAGAAAAUCCAAGCAAUAGGUAAUACUUUGAAGAAUGUAAAAUAUUAAACAUAUCUAGUUUGUUAAACACUUAUUUGUUUACUAAGAACUUCAAAAGGAUCCUCAGUUGCAGUUGCAAAGACCAUCAGAAAUUGCAGGAUGAAACUGGCAGUGAUCAGGUCCGCCCCCCAAAAAAAGGAAGAGCAAGAGUUUCUUCUGUUGUACAGGAUAAGUUAAUCAGCAACUCCCCAGAUAAGAGCAUCUAAAUGCUUUUUACAGAGUAUUUAGGUUUGUUUAACACUUUUAAGUUACAACAUGAUUCCUUAUGUGUUCCUUUCUAUGAAUUAAGAAAAAAAAAAUAUAUUGUUAGAUAAUAAGAAGGUGUGUCCAAACUUUUGACAUAUGUAAGUAUAUAUACUGUACAUAGACAUAUACAUAUAAAUAUACACACACACACACACACACACACUUAAUGGCAUAUUGUGUUGUUUUUAUUUUGUAAUAAUAAUGAAUAAUGAAGCCAUAUGACUGAAUGUGGACUGUUUUAGUAACUUUGUAAAUAUGUAUGAUACAAAUUGCACAAGAAUAAAUAUUGGACACAAGAAAAACUGA
Messenger RNA from Astyanax mexicanus (Mexican tetra), 3941 nucleotides. RefSeq names its product peroxisome proliferator-activated receptor gamma. NCBI's taxonomy places the organism in Eukaryota, Metazoa, Chordata, Actinopteri, Characiformes, Acestrorhamphidae. Gene Ontology annotation, biological process: regulation of lipid metabolic process; negative regulation of transcription by RNA polymerase II; cell differentiation. Gene Ontology annotation, molecular function: zinc ion binding; RNA polymerase II cis-regulatory region sequence-specific DNA binding; nuclear receptor activity. The record is from RefSeq and is a predicted model, not a curated record. Gene Ontology annotation, cellular component: nucleus. The transcript has 6 exons. Bases 451 to 1872 code for a protein of 473 amino acids.